Molecule: messenger RNA, 4772 nt
Organism: Eleginops maclovinus (Patagonian blennie)
Lineage: Eukaryota; Metazoa; Chordata; Actinopteri; Perciformes; Eleginopidae
Gene: rorca
Product: RAR-related orphan receptor C a
Biological process (GO): regulation of transcription by RNA polymerase II
Cellular component (GO): nucleus
Molecular function (GO): nuclear receptor activity; zinc ion binding; RNA polymerase II cis-regulatory region sequence-specific DNA binding
Source: RefSeq, a predicted model, not a curated record
CCACGCACGCUGGAACCUCCUUCGAAGGCGCGCGGAGGGUGGCGCGCCCGUCAGAUCACGGGGCACGAGGCGGGCGGACCCGCGGGUGAGGAUCAUGUGUAGUCCACGCGCCGAAACUGAGUUAGCCUUCAGCGAGCUGCAGAGCAAGAAGGAGCUGAGAGAAGUGGAGCUGCUGCUUUAUCACCGUUUUAUCACAGUAAUAUCGCUUAGAACGCACGGAAGUGACUGACAGAGAUUAACUAGUAAACACACACCGUUGCUUUUAUUUGUUUUAAGGUCGGUGCAUGCAAAGAAAGGCUGGAAAAUCCAUAUGAGGAUUUGCUGUUGUGACAGUUUUCAGCUGCUCCGUUUUGGAGCAAAUAAGUGCGCGUCGCUGUGUUCUGGGCUUCAUUUCCACCUGGAGUUGUAUGACUUGAAGAGUUUGCGUAGACUUCACCGCCACCAUGAGAGCUCAAAUAGAGGUAAUACCGUGUAAAAUAUGUGGGGACAAAUCAUCUGGGAUUCACUAUGGUGUCAUUACCUGUGAAGGCUGCAAGGGUUUUUUCCGCCGCAGCCAGCAGAACAAUGCUAUGUACUCCUGCUCGCGACAGAGGAACUGUUUAAUUGACAGGACCAACCGUAACCGUUGUCAGCACUGCAGGCUGCAGAAGUGUCUCGCUCUUGGCAUGAGCCGUGAUGCGGUUAAGUUUGGCCGAAUGUCCAAAAAGCAGCGUGACAGCCUGUAUGCAGAGGUCCAGAAGCACCAGCAGUCCCAGGAGUGUGCGGCGCUCGGAGUCCGCGAGGAGAAUACCGACACGGCCGACCACAGCCGCACCUACAGAAGAGUCUCCAGCACCACGCUCAGCGAUCUGGACGACAUUACUAUGCUGCAAGAAGGCCUGCUUUUCGACCUGCCGCUGACCCCGGAGGACGCGGGGAGAGAGUACUGUAACCUGGACAUGCUGGGCGGCAGUGCAGGCAGCAGCUCCUCCGCUCAGAGUUCACCAGAACAGACCAGCUUGGACUUUGCAGAAGGCAACCACAGCAUCAAGCAUGAGUACCAGCUGUUGCACGACUCGGUCUUCUCACAUGCUAUCCUCAACCCGCUGCCUGAGGGCUGCUCCAUGCUCGAGAUAGAGCGUAUCACUCAGAGUGUCCUGAAGUCCCAUAUUGAGACGAGCCAUUACAGCACAGAGGAGCUGAAGAGGAUGGCGUGGACCCUGUACAGCCCGGAGGAGACGCGCUCAUUCCAGACCAAGUCAGCUGAGGUGAUGUGGCAACAAUGUGCCGUUCACAUCACUAAUGCAAUCCAGUACGUGGUGGAGUUUGCCAAGCGCAUCUCUGGCUUCCUGGACCUGUGUCAGAACGAUCAGAUCAUCCUCCUCAAAGCAGGCUGCAUGGAUGUUCUUCUAAUCCGCAUGUGUCGGGCCUAUAACCCCAUCAACAACACAAUGCUGUUUGAUGGAAAGUUUGCCACUGCACAUCUCUUCAAAGCUCUCGGCUGUGACGACCUUGUGAAUGGAGUUUUCGACUUAGCUAAAAGCCUGAGUCGUAUUCAGAUGUCAGAGGAAGAGAUGGCUCUCUUCAGCGCUGCUGUGCUGCUCUCUCCAGACCGCCCCUGGCUGACAGAUGUUCAGAAGAUACAGAAGUUGCAGGAGAAAGUGUACGUGGCUCUGCAGCGCUGCCUACAGAAAGAGGGAGCGUCAGAACAGAAACUAGCUAAGAUGGUGUCUAAGCUUCCCGUUCUGAAGUCCAUUUGCAACCUUCACAUCGACAAACUGGAGUUUUUCCGUCUGGUCCACCCCGAGACAGCGUACACCUUCCCUCCUCUGUACAGGGAGGUAUUUGGCAGCGAAAUCACCUUCCCAGACUCCACAGAGGGCUAGAACUAUUUAGCUAAAAAAGCGGGAUUUUAAUUGAGACACUGAAGUGUAGAGAGGGGGAGAUAAAAAUGUGGCAACCAGCUGAGGCAAAAACCCCACUGCUCUCACCUAAGAGCUCCCAAACUGUGUGGAGUAGCUCGCACUGCCCUGCGUCCGGUCCAUUCAGCUUCAACCUAACACUACAGGAACUGCGGCUGGGCACUCAGUGAACGUUACCUCUUUUUUUUAAGGAACUUAUUGAAGAGUAGCGUAUUUUAUUUGUAUACUCAAAAAUAUUUUUCUAUGAGAAGACCUUAAACCUCUCAUCAAGCUGAAUUUGACUUUCACCAUUCUCACAGUUCCUGUAAGCUAUCGUUGAAUGUAUCCCCUCACCACCCUAAGCUGGAUAUAGAAUGUAAAUACUUUAAAUCCUCUCCCUCUCUGUGGAGGUCUGCAGUAAUCAUGCCUGUUUCAGUUCUCAGUCUAGUAACAGUAUAUAUUUUUCGGUAACGCCCAUAUUUUGCAGUUUUGUAACGUAUGAACAAACUGUUUAAAGGGACCAUGAUCAAACUAACAAACAGUGUUUUUUUUUUAAGACUGUGUGAACCAAGGGCACCUAUAAACUGUUGCACACAGCACAAAGCACUUAUCUUUGUAGGUAUUUUUACUAGAAACCCACAGACACUGAUGUAAGUAUGCUUUGUUUUUUUGCAAUCGGUGACCUCAGCCUCAAUACCUUUUCCCAGUGAAAAUGCCACUCAGAAAGUGAGGGAAUCACAGAGGUAUUUGAAAGUAAGCUCCUUUUUAUACACAAGUAAUAUAUAAAACCUCAUUUCAUUUUAAGAGCAGUCCAAGUGAGAAGCAGAAGAAUAUUCUGGUGCUCAGGUCUCUAUACUGUCUGCCCAAACUCUGGGGUUAUGGGAUGGAAAGAUUGUAAUCUAAUUGGUAAUUAGCAUUUACAGUAAGAGACCUAUUCAGAAACCAAAACAAACUCUUGGCCCAAGAGGCUGCCAUCUGUGAAACUCAUGUGAAACCAGUCAGAAAUGCUACAUACACACUCCCACUAGAUAACCUGUAUGAACAAGGAGCUGGCCAGCUGACCACUGUGGGGUUAGUGCUCUCACGGAGGAGCAUCUUGAACUGUUCGCACCUCGGACCCCUUUUUUUUUUCUGGCACCAUCUUAACCAGCAGAUUCAAAGACUUUCGGAGCAAAGAAUGAAAAACAACUGAAUGUUUGAUGUUGAAAUGUGACGUCUACCUAUAUGGUCGGAUGACGGGAUAUAAUGGAGCGUGGACAUGUGGGUGAUGGUGUUAUUUAAUCUUUUUAGACAUUAGUUAAUGUCUGCAACAACUCUCACUGAUUCGGGUUUUAACCGAGGUGUUCUUAUACGACAAUUAGAUCCUCUGUUCCCUUUUCCCCUAAAUCCCUUACUACCUCACCCUCUUCAAACACUACAUGGCAUAGCAAAGGGUUGACAGAGCCAUCAGCUACCCCCCUGAGUUAGUAUUUCUGCAUCAAAAGAGAGAACAUUUGAAAGCCAUUGAUGGCUAAACUAUCCUAAAAAUAUAAUGUUGUGUGCUCUGAAAACUGGACAGAAGACACAAUGCAAACUGAACUGCUGGAUCUGGUUAAACUCUGGACAUCGACUCUGUCGUUGGUUUUUCUGUCAUUUGAGAGUAGGACAUGCCUUAAGGUACAGGAAGCCCUACUUAGAUAGGGAUCUAUCUGCAGGAAAGUAUCUGGGGACCUGAGGGUGUGUCCAGUUGAAACCUUCCUACAAAGAUAAGCUUUAUUCUACCAGUGUCCUAAAGAAGCUGCUAUAUAAGAUCAUUUGUAAUCGAAGCUGUAAGCAUUUUAAGACAAUCACAUGUUGUUGGAUGUCUAGCUCUAUUUAAUUUCAACCUGUUUGCUUUGCACUGCUGGAACAGUGCUGUGCGCCAUACUUUGUGAAGGGGUUUUACCCUUUUUUUGGGUACGUUCGACAGUGGCAUGGUGGGAUUGUGCAAUAAUGUCUUUCCCAUUGUUCUCAGUAUGUUGGGCCUUUGUUGCCGUGUUUUACAGACAGUUUUUAUUUUUUGAAACACUCCAGCACAGUAAACCAUGCAGCACGACAGAUAAUGUUAUUUAGAAUAAAGUGUACCAAAUACUACGAUGAGGCUUACAGAUUGUAACAAAGUGCAAUACUUUCUGUGUGAAGCAUGCGAGACUUUGCUGAUUUGAAAGGAUUCAGUAUAUUUUAUAGUUUUUGCAGGACUAAAAGCUGUCCAGGGGGCAGCACUGAGAUCAGCGCUUACUUUUCCAUUUCGAGUUACUCAGGGAGAUAGCUGGGCUCUCUGUCCUACAGCGUCUCGUUAGCAGGACACCUUGCACCAACGUAGAAGACCUUAAAACCUUGAUCACUGUGUACAGUUCAUGUUCUUAUGAAUGUUUGAUCUCAGAAGUAUCAAAGAUUUUACCCUCUGUUCAAUAUCAAUAUUGCAAGACUUUUUUUUGAGUGAAAUAGGAUAUUUAAAAAAUAUAUAUAUUAAAAAAAAAGUUAUUAAAGAUGGACUAUAGUCUCUGAAUCUUGUGUUGGUCUUGUUGUGAUCUUUUGUUCAUAAUUUGUAACCCUGUGUCCGGUUUUCCUCAGUUUAGUGUCCUUUUUGUCUUGGAGAGAUGUAAUUCUAUUUUUUUAAAAGAGCGUUUUUAAAGAUGUCUCCCUAAAAGGUUUCUCAUUUGUCAUGAUCCUUCUGUUUAUGAUAUGUUCACUCUAUUUUAAGAUUAUUAUUAUUAUUAAAUCAAUAUAGAUUUUAAUAAGACAUAAUUUAUAUGUUAUGGAUAUAAAGCCCAAGAGCUUUUAACACAGUAAAGUGUUAUUGCACAAUGGUGAUAUGAUAUGUGGAUUUAAGAAUGUAAUAAAAGUCAUUUUGCAAUAAAAUGGAAAAUCUUC